AUGGCGUCGUCGUCUGGGUCCCAAAAUAAACCACCCCCUCCGCCAGUUCCGCCCCGCCCAGUGAUGGUGCCACGCCCCACAAUGCUGCAGUAUGAGCCCCACGAAAGUCUGAAAAUCUCCAGAUGCAGAUUUAUGGUUCUGGUUUAUCUGCUCUUCGUGGUAUUUCUUCUGCUCGCCCUGAUCCAAUGGGAACUUGUGUCCUACUAUAAACCAUUAGCUCAUUUCUUUUUGGCCAACUACUGGCUGAGUGCAGUCUGCAUGCUGAUCUCAGUUCCGCUUUUAGCGGUUUUUCUGAUGGUUCGCAAAGCUCGUUAUAUACCGAUUUUUUCCUGGUUGCUGCUUUGCGUCAUUGUAGCCUACUGUAGUGAACUGAACUUUUUGCUCUAUUUCACUGUAACUGCAAUUCUGAUGGUGACCUGUGUGCUAAUUGGUUCCUUCAUCCCCUGCGAUUUGACCGCCAAUGUGGCUGUCUUGUUCCUGUUUAUCAUGUACCAUGCCCAACUGAUCCGAGGGGGACGGUAUGCGGAACUAUACACCACCGAUGGACUCUUUGCCGUGAUCAUCCUCUUCUGUCACUUCUGCAUUAUUCUGAUGCUUUUCUGCUUCGGGGAUUGGUUAAAAACCAAAGAUGUCGAGGAUUAUGAUAUUGAUGAGGGGACUGACGAACCAACGAAGAGCUGUGCGGCCAGCUCAGCUGUCAUUGGAGAUUUUUUGGGUCAGACCACUCAGGACGUCAGGCGCCUGCUAAGCCCACUCGUCGACAUUAUAAUAACAUCCAUCAUUCUGGACCAUACACAAAUGACAACAACUGCCAAAGUAGCACACAAAUAA
Molecule: messenger RNA, 831 nt
Organism: Drosophila takahashii
Lineage: Eukaryota; Metazoa; Arthropoda; Insecta; Diptera; Drosophilidae
Source: RefSeq, a predicted model, not a curated record